AUGAAAGAUACAAAAACAGUAUUACCAAUGGUAAAUGGUAAUGGAGAAAAUAAAAAUGUUUUUCAUCAUAAAAAUAAAACACAAGAGAAUGGGAAUGAUGGUGAACAUCUGACAACAACAACUAUAACAACAACAUUAAAAAAUGGUUUAGAUGAUAAUGAAGAACUUGUUGGUGGUUGUUGUGUUUGUUCAGAUGAUCAAGGUUUUGCUAAUAAUGCUCUUGUUUAUUGUGAUGGUAAAGGAUGUACAGUUGCUUGUCAUACUGCAUGUUAUGGUAUUGUAACAAUACCUGACGGUGAUUGGUAUUGUGGUCGAUGUGAAGCUAGUGAUAUUCAAGCACCAUGUCGUUUAUGUCCAACGAUUGAAGGUGCAAUGAAACGAACAUCAGAUGGUGGUUGGGCACAUGUUGUAUGUGCAUUAUAUAUACCUGAAGUAUCAUUUGGUGAUGAUGCCACAAUGGAGCCAAUAAUAUUAUCAAAAAUUCCAUCAACACGUUUUGGACAAGAAUGUUCGAUUUGUACACAAAAUGGACGUUCAAAAAUGAUUGCAACAAGUGGUGCUUGUUGUGGAUGUACAUUUAAAAAUUGUUCACAAGUCUUUCAUGUUACAUGUGCACAAGCAAAUGGUUUAUUAUGUGAAGAUGUUAGAAAAAAUAAUUGUCAAUAUCCAAUUUAUUGUGAACAACAUCGUCCAAAACUUUCUAAAUUUAUACGACAAAUACAAGCUUUUCAAUAUUCACCGAAUGCUUUAGCAUCAAUAGAACAAUUAAAACGACAACAUUUAUUUUCAAAAGAAAAAGACAGUCCAUCACAAUUAUCUGAUUUUGUUGCUGCUGCUGCAGCUGAAGCAGCAGCUAGUGAAACAAAUUUGCUACCAUCAUCAACAUUAGAUGAUACGAAUAAUCAAACAACAAGUGAUGAACAACAAACACCUGUUUCACGUGCUUUUUAUAGUAUGGAUAUGUUAAAACGAAAAUCAUCUUCAAAUACAAAUUCAUCAUUAUCAUCAUCAUCAUCAUUAUCAACACCGAAUUCACCGAUUGUACAACAAAAAUGUCAUUCACGUUCAUCAUCAUCAUCAUCAUCAUCGAAUUCAUCAUUACAAAAAAAAACAAAAUUAAAUGAUGAAAUGAAUAAUAAUAACAAUAAUAGAUCACUUAAUGAUCUUUCACAAUUUGUUCAAUUAAAUAAAGACGAACGAAAUUUUCAUCCGCCAUUACCUAAUCAAUCAGAUGAUAAAGAAAAAACAACAGUGACAACCAAAUCAGAUUCUUCAAUAUCAGAUAUAAAAGAAAAAACAGCUGAUAGUUCAAAAUCAUCUAAUCUAAAUCAUGAUCAUCAAUCGUCGUCGAAAACAAACGAAGAAAAAGUCUUCACAUCUCAAUGUCCAACAUCAUCUUCGAAUGAUAAUAAUAAUAAUAAUAAUAAAUCUUCUAUAAAACAACGACAUUCAACUGAUACAUUAUCGACAAGUAUAAAAUUAAGCUCCAUAAAAAAACCUAUUACUACAAAAAUCAAAGACGAUGAUAAUGAUGAAGAUUAUGAAAUAAAUAAAAAACGUAGACUUUCAAUUAAAAUAAAUAAAGAUGGACAACCACGAAAGAAACGUCAACAUUCAAGUGAAGGUGGCCCGAGACCUGUUGGUCGACCACCAUCAAAAAAAACCCUAUUAGCACAACAAUUAACAAAUGGUAUAAAACGACCAUUACCAAAAUCUGCAACAAAUAAUAAUAUGAAACCACAAAAAGUAAAUGACACAUUAAUAAAUAUUUCAAAGACUCUAUCCGAAAAUGAUAAUGAUAAUGAAAUUAAAUUAAAGUCUCGCUCAACGCACUAUUAUCCAUGUGAUCAUUUUGGUAAUCAAAUUAAUUCGGAUGUUUUUAAACCACGCGGACAUUCCGAUGAACAACUACAACAAAGUUUUUCUCUAGAUACAACUGAAGAAACAUCACGUAGUCGUGUUCCAUCAUCAUCAGCAACAACAACGACACCACGUAUUGAUUUUUAUCCUCGAAGACCUUUACAAAAUACAUCAACAUUAUCAAUAACAACUGAUCAACAACAACGUACAUUUCCACCACAAACAUUAGAAGAAUUUCUUGAACAAGAAUGGGAACUGUCAAGUGAUUUUCUACUUCAACAAACAAUGCCACAUGAUGUAUCAUCAUUAUUAUCUUGUUUAUAUCAAUUUAAAUCAGAGAAUGCUUCAUUACAAAAAAAAUUUGAAGAACUAAAACAUCGUCGAGAUUCACUUCGUGUUACAAAUGCUAAUCUUCGACGUCGACUUUCAGAAAUUUUACCAAUUAAUGAUACUAUUCCUCCACCUACUACAACAGCAACAACAGUAACAGCAGCUAUUAGUCAAGUAUCACCACCACUACCAUCUGCAUCAUCAUCAUCAUCAUCAUCAGCAGCACCACCACCACCAGUAGUAUUACCUGCUGUUCCACCAAGUCCACGUAAGGAACAACAACAACUUAAACAACAAAAACUUCUAGCUGAAUUAGAACUUCAACAACAAUUACAACAACAAAAAGCAAUAUCACCAUCACGUAGACGUUUAUCAAUAAACACCAAUAAUCAACAUAAUGAUACAUGUCAACAAACAAUUAAAAAAAGUAAAUCACCACGUCAAACAAAUUCAUUAGCACAUCAAUCACUUCUUGAAAAUCAACUUCGACAGUCAUCAAAUAAUAAUAAUACUCUUAAUACAAAUAAAAAAUUAAAUAUAACAACAAUACCUAAUAAUAAAAAAGUUAUAUCAUCAGAAGUUGAUAUUCUAUCCCAUCAUCAAACAACGUCAACAAAUUCUUCAGCAAUUCCAACAACGGGAUCUUCAACGUCAACAUCAUCAACAUCAUAUGAACAAAUCGAUGUAACAGCAACAGCUGCUGCUGCUGCAUAUGCAUUAGCAAAAAAUGGACGGGUACCGACAAAUAAUGGUCUUAGUCUUGAACUUCUUUCCCAAAUUCUUGCUGCUAGUGGUACUGCCAUUAGUCCUCAACUUUUUGCACCGACGUGGAAUAUUUCCAAUUUUGGCUAUGCUAAUUUUCCUGGAGCUAAUCCAAUAUCUGUCUCAGAUGAAUCAAUAAUACGUUCCUAUGCUCCACCAACACAGCCAUCUCUCGAACAACAACAACCGCAACCAUCGACAAAACAACAGCCAUGA
Molecule: messenger RNA, 3168 nt
Organism: Rotaria sp. Silwood2
Lineage: Eukaryota; Metazoa; Rotifera; Eurotatoria; Philodinida; Philodinidae
Source: the annotation of a GenBank genome assembly